Messenger RNA from Paramecium pentaurelia, 1474 nucleotides. NCBI's taxonomy places the organism in Eukaryota, Ciliophora, Oligohymenophorea, Peniculida, Parameciidae. The record is from the annotation of a GenBank genome assembly.
AUGCUCUAAACAAUAGGUGAAAGACCUUAAAUACAACCACCCAUAAAUUAUGGGACUGUUAAAUACUCAUUCAAAUGUAUACGUCGGCACUUAUUUAAAGAUAAAAUUUACUAUGUUCAUGCUUUACCCAAUAUGAUUACAAUAGGAGAUGUAAAUAAUCAAUCAUAAUCUUAGCAUAUCAAUGAUCCUUUUCCUAAGUAUACAUUAGAAUUGAAUUUGAAAAAUAUAGUUUAUUGGAAGUAAGAACAUGGUUAAAAUCGUGCCUUUGGUAUAAAAUAUAAGUAAGUUUUGAAAAAUGAGAAUAUUUUAGAAAGAAUGUGAAGUACUUUGAAGCAACUUCAGAAUAAUUACAAAAAUUUCGAUAGGAAAUUAGUUGUUUAAUUGGGUUCCAUUCCUUUGAUGAUCACUAUAAAAUUGAUGAAUUAAUUGGGAAAGGAUCAUUUUCUUCUGUAUAUAAAAUAUUUAGAAUAAAUGAUAAAAAAGUAUUCGCAAUGAAAUAUGUAUCAAGUAAAUAAACGAACAAAAAAGAAAAUAUGGUAUAAUAUAUUAAUAUUAGUAGCAAUUAGUCGAAAAUGAAAUAGGAAUACUUAAGUCCUUCAAUAAUGAAUCCAUCCUAAAAAUAUAUGAAGUCUAUCGUGUUGAAGAGUAUCAUUAUGGAAUUAUAGUUGAAUAUUUAGAUGGAAUUGCAUUAUCUACUUUAAUCGAAUAGUUUAAGAAAAAUUAAAACAUUCUUAAAGAAUCAGACAUCAAAAUAAUUCUUUAAAAUUUAUUAAUGGCAUUAGCUGUAAUACAUUAAGAAUAAGUAAUACAUAGAGACAUUAAACCAUAAAAUAUAAUGAUUUCCUAACAACAUUAUAAUUGUGUCAAAAUUAUUGAUUUCGGACUUAGCAUUAAGAAUUAAUUACAAUAUAAUAGAUGUGGAACUCCAGGUUAUAUGGCUCCUGAAAUUGUAAAUAUGAGAAAGGAUUAAUAAAAGGCUUGGACAUCUCUUUGUGAUAUUUUUAGUCUUGGAGUAGUAUUCUUUAAACUGUAUUAAUAUAUAUCUAAGACUUAUAGAUUAUCAAAAGGAAUCAGUUGUUUUUAAGGUUAAACUUCUGAUUAAGUCUUAGCUAACAAUAAAAAUUGUUAAAUUGAUUGGUCCAUAGUAUAACAACAUAAUUAUUCUAAAAAUUGCAUUGUAAAAAUGAUAAACUUUAAUAAUUAGUCACUAUUAAAAGCAAUGUUAGCAAAAGAUCCUGAAGAAAGAAUUACAGCAUAUUAAGCUCUUCAACAUCCAUUCUUUGGAGAUGUGAUUUAAACUAUGUAUACUGAUUAUGUUGGACAUUCAAUUAAUCUUAAAUCAAAAUAAAUUUUAAAUCCAACAACUGAAAAACAAAAUCUCGAUUCCUAAUAAAGUGUAGAAGAUAAAUAAAUUUAAAAGUAGUAAGUUUACAACAGAGACAUAAAACCAUCUAUUUUAAGUAGAUAAAAAUGA